Messenger RNA from Neltuma alba, 848 nucleotides. RefSeq lists its product as uncharacterized. The coding region runs from base 181 to 693 and encodes 170 amino acids. Gene Ontology annotation, molecular function: DNA binding; zinc ion binding. Lineage: Eukaryota; Viridiplantae; Streptophyta; Magnoliopsida; Fabales; Fabaceae. Gene Ontology annotation, cellular component: nucleus. The transcript is spliced from 3 exons. The record is from RefSeq and is a predicted model, not a curated record. Gene Ontology annotation, biological process: positive regulation of DNA-templated transcription; chloroplast organization.
GAGUGCCCCAGCGCGCCACAUAGCCUGCCAAUAACCACCAGGUUUUGCGAGUGGUGGCAGUGCGCCGGACAAAUUUAAGAAGUCCACGAGGCUCAGAGCAAGCAGCCCCACUUCCCAGACCAAACAUAUAAGGAACGCAGGCUGCUAAAGCGUACCCUGAGUUCCUAAAAGAAGCUGGAAAUGGGUGUGGGAACUCUAUACUUGACCCCUCCUUCCACCGCCUUCCUGUCAAAUCGUGGACUUGUUCAGAACUCGCCUAAUCAGAGGCUCAAUAAAAGCUUCCAAUUCUCAGUUUCGGCAAAGCAAGGGAGCGAAGCACCCAAGUCGAACAAGAAAUCUCUGUUUUCUAGCGUCACCGAAGCUCUGGAUUUUUCUCAGGUGAGAUCGGCGGAGGAUGCCCAGCUUCUGGAAGAUGCCAGAGAGGCCACAAAGUCAGGAGAAAGGAUGACCAGGGAACAGUAUGGAGCUCUUAGGAGGAAAAUUGGAGGGACGUACAAGGAUUUCUUCAAAUCGUAUGUUGAAGUGGAUGGGGAAUAUGUGGAGGAGGGAUGGGUUGACAAAACGUGCAAGAUAUGCAGAGAGGAUACAAGAGGCGAGGCGAGGCAGGUGGACAAGUUUGGAAGAUAUGUUCAUGUGGCUUGUUUAGAGAAAUCCAAAUCCGGCAACUUCUUUACCAGAUUGUUCUCCCGAUGAUCCAUCCAAUCCCCUUGCCCAUUACCCCAAUUCACACUCCAUUUUCUCUCAUUUUCUUAUUUCUCAAACCAUUACGCAAUUACGUCUAUAUGUUUUGCUUUUGUACUGUGUUCUAUACCAAAAUGAUAACUUCAUGCCUUUCCUCUUUGCGUCGA